AGCUGUGCCAAGCCUAGCCGAGCACUACCCGCUCUGCCCUCCGCGGUCCUGCCCAGUGCGCCCUGCGCCCGCCCCGGCCUAUCCCGUUCCCAUCCAGCCCAGCCCAGCCCAGGUCCUCCCCUGGCUCCGCGCCCACUAUGGCAGGGCUCGUGGUCAGUGGAACCCAAGUGUCCUACAUUGGUCUGGACUGCAGAGAAAUUCCAGAGCACCUCGGCAGGGACUUUGGCCACUUCGCAAAGAGGCUUGAUCUGAGCUUCAACUUGCUGAGGUCACUGGAAGGACUGAGCGCAUUCACGGGGCUGGAGGAGCUGAUAUUGGACAACAACCUUCUUGGAAACGACCUUGCGUUGCCAGGGUUACCCAGGCUCCAUACCUUAACGCUCAACAAGAACCAAAUCACAGAUCUGGAGGGGCUGCUGGACCAUUUGGCAGAAGUAACACCUGCCCUGGAGUAUCUCAGCCUGUUAGGCAAUAUGGCUUGUCCCAAUGAGCUGGUGAACUUGGAAAAGGAUGAAGAUGACUAUAAGAGAUACAGGUGCUUUGUUCUGUACAAGCUGCCCAACCUGAAGUUUCUGGAUGCAAAGAAAGUCACAAAAUCGGAGCGUGAGGAGGCCCUGCUGAGAGGUGAAUUCAUGAAAGUAGUGAAGCCCAAGGCCUCCAAGGAUGUUGCUUCUGUGUCUUCUCAGCUGCCAUAUACACCUCUGCCUCCUGGUUCUCGGUCACUGACCAGUCACCAAGGUGUUCUAGGAAGGUGUCACUAUGUUUACUAUGGGAAAAACUCCGAGGGCAACAGGUUUAUUCGAGAUGAUCAGCUCUAAGGCUGAGACCAGCCUGCCUGGCCCAAUUUCAUGAGAAUAAGUAGCAGGAAGAAAAAGAAAGAAACAAAGAAAAGAAAAAAGGAAAAAAAGAAGAAAAAAAAAAACCUAGCCAACCCAACUAAUGUUUGCACCAUCAAGGAAGCCGCCUCAGUGCUCUAGUACCUUCUGCUGACUUUGCCAGGCCUGUCAAGAUCAUCCUUCUGUCUCAGUCUGAGUCGUCACAUAGAGAUUGACAUGAUUGCCUUUAAGCAGGUCUCAUCCACCAGCAUGACAGACAGCUGCAGCCAGGCAUCGGGGCUGACAGCAUGAACACCAUGAUAGAUUGCCUGGUCCAUCCACAGCUCGCUGGGGAGCAGAGGUCACACCUGGGGCCCCUGUGAGCAUGCUCAGUUAGCUUUUGCCAGUCAGAGAGACUCCCGUCUUCAGCUUGCCUGUUGAGUGAGAGUUUUGUGGAAUAUCCAGAUGGUUUUUACAAAACAAAAAUGGUUCUGAUGGUGGGGAAGGGCAGGAAGGCCUCAGUCCCCAUCUAUGUUUCCACAAGGUAGAUGCUCACAUUUCACACACAUAUACAUGUAGAACCCCUCCCACUCCUACCCUCUCCAUCCUCCCCCCCAUCCUCCCCCCUUCUUCCCCCGCCCAGCUCCCAAAGCAUCUUUAUCAUGAGCUGAUCUUCAAGGUCUAUCAUUUCUCUGAGGAAGGAUAUUUGCUGUCAGGGAUAUUUCGUGACUUGCUUCCAAAUGAUACAAACUCCCAAUUUUAGUAAAUAUUUUUCCCCAUGUCCCAAACCAAAUCAGUGGGCUCUAGGUCAGUGAAGGCUUCCACAUCCCAGACUUAGAUUUUGCUCCCUCUCCAGAACCAGGUCUUACUGUGGGUAUUCUGGUGGCAGGCCUGUUUCUUUCAUCACCCAUAUUUAAAAACUUGCCUCUGUCCAUACUUGUGUUACUGUAUUUCUUGUCAGAUUUUGUCUUCUGGUCUAGACAUAAUCGCAAGACUAGGUGUGCCUGUCUAUACCUGGUUCACCCGUCCUUAGGGCAUCUGAUUUGGGAUUUUUUCUUAAGUCACUAAGAGAUAAGAAGUAGAAUGAGUAAAAAAAAAAUGAAUUGAAGGGAGAAGAAAACAUCCCCCUCCCCUCCCCCCUUGAACAUCACAUCCAGGAGCUAUCAGGAACAAAAUCUGUAAUGUUUGAGUUGGGAUGGUAUCUUUGAGUAUCCAUGAUGGUUUUGUAAUAAUGAUACCACUUGGGAUGAGUGAUCUUGAGAUUUACAUGUGAAGUACACUUGAAAGAUAAUUGAGGAGAUAGUUGAUGAAACAGGAAAAAAAGCCUUGGCUUUUUUUUUUUUCUUUUCAAUUUAAAUUCAGACCAAGUACUUAGCAUCCUGUUAUCUGUACAGGCUUCCCAAAGCAAGAUUAAUUGAGGGUUGGUCAGAUCUAAAAUAGGAACCUUUCAAAGUGCAAACCUGAAGGAGAAUCCCACUCUAGGUUGGCAAAUACCAGGUCUUUCCAGUAACCAAUUGGCCAUCCCAUUUUGAUGGGUAUGUGAGGCCAUGGACCUUCCAUGCCCUUGGGUGGACAAUCUGGCACUUACCUUUUGAAAAGAGUAUAGAUUUACAAGAGUUCCUGGCAUAAGGAUUCAACACAGGGCAAAUGAAUUGCCCAUAAGUCAGCAGACGUAAGUGGCAAAGUUUCUAUGUUGAUUAUACAGCCUUCACUAAUUAAUUACUUAGACAAAUGUAUAAUGUGGUCCUUAAGGAAAAAAAAAAAGAAUUAGAGGGGUUUGGUUUUUGUAUUUUUCCCUUGGGCAUAAAUAAUGGGAGAGAAAGUACCUUUCUCUCUGAUCUGAACAAUAGCACUAAGGGAAUGCCUUGAGUUAGCUGCAUUUGAACCCCACCCUGGCUCUUCGCUGAGAAACAUCAACACAUGUUUUGUCCACAACAUAUUAUGGGCAGUAAGAGUUCUGGGCAAGGCCAGCAAGACUAGUCCAAUGUCAUAUCCAAUCUGGCAACACAUAUGUCCUUGUCUUUAUAAAAGGCUUUAACCCUGCCUCAAACAAUAAAAAAGCACUUGCGAACUGA
Messenger RNA from Vombatus ursinus (common wombat), 2890 nucleotides. RefSeq names its product leucine rich melanocyte differentiation associated (gene LRMDA). The record is from RefSeq and is a predicted model, not a curated record. The transcript has 7 exons. Gene Ontology annotation, molecular function: protein binding. Lineage: Eukaryota; Metazoa; Chordata; Mammalia; Diprotodontia; Vombatidae. Gene Ontology annotation, biological process: melanocyte differentiation. The coding region runs from base 138 to 818 and encodes 226 amino acids.